AUGUUUUUUGUGCUCAUAGUCUGCCUGCUGCUGAGGCCUGGCUCCGCUGCUAUAAUGACAUCUCCAUUGCAUGAGUCAGCACAAUGGGACAAUGCAACAAAUACCACAGUUUCUCCAUGUGGGGAUUUCGUGAAUAAACGACAGUAUCGCUCAGUGAAGUUUCCUGAUGUGACCCACUUAGAACUUUUGGUUGUUGUUGGCCCAGAGGUCAACAAUGUCCACAAGCCUGACACUGAAAGAUACAUUCUUACCAAUCUCAAUAUUGCCUCUGAGCUACUGAGAGACAUGUCUUUUGGAGCCAACAUGAGGGUGCACCUGGUCAGGAUGAUUAUUCUGACAGAACCCGAGCCAGAAAUCCAACUUUCCCCAAACAUCACCUCGUCUCUGAGAAGUGUCUGUAACUGGGGGAGAAGAAUAAACCCGUCCAAUGACACAAACCCUCUCCAUGCUGAUCUCUUGAUAUACAUCACCAGGUAUGACCUUGUGUUACCUAAUGGGAAUAGGCAGGUCAGAGGGGUAACACAGCUGGGCGGGGCAUGCAGUGAGGACUGGAGCUGUGUAAUUACAGAAGACACUGGCUUUGACCUGGGAAUCACAGUCGCUCAUGAAAUUGGCCACAGUUUUGGGAUCAACCAUGAUGGUGUGGGAAACAGCUGUAGCAGAAGUGGGUUCAUAAUGGCAUCAGACGGAGGUUAUAACAGUGUGGAUCUGACCUGGUCCUCCUGCAGCAGACAGCAGCUGCGGACAUUCUUCAGUAUGGGGAAGGCUGAGUGUGUGAGUGACCUUCCUGCUCAUGGGGGCUCUCUCCAGGACUGGAGACCUGGGCUCUACUAUGGAGUACAUGAGCAAUGUCAAAUAGCCUUUGGUAAAACAGCCAGAGCCUGCACUUUCAGCAAUACAGAUUUGCCUCCAUGUCGCGUUUUGUCAUGUCAUGUGGACUCCAAUAAUGACAGCUCCUGCAAACGUUUGUUGGUGCCCUUAUUGGAUGGAACUGAGUGUGGCCCAGACCAGUGGUGUUUGAAGGGCCGAUGUGUGUCACUGGACGAGCUGGGCUCCUCUGUGGUGGUGAAUGGAUCCUGGUCCAGCUGGUCUGCCUUCUCCCCCUGCUCACGCACAUGUGGCGGAGGAGUCACUCAUCGUACAAGAAACUGCAAUAACCCAAAACCUGCAUUUGGAGGACAUAAUUGUGUGGGCAUGGAUGUACAAGCUGAACUUUGUAACCGAAAACCCUGUGAGCAAACCCAACUGGAUUUCAUGGCAGAUCAGUGUUCCCAUACAGACCUCAAUCCACUUUACCUUCAGCCAAACAUUGCAUCUUUCUAUACGUGGGCCCCUGCUAUUGGCAUUGUGAAAGGAAAUGAUCAGUGCAGGCAUAUGUGCCAGUCAGAGGGAGAAAACUUCAUUGUGAGUCGAGGCUCUCAGUUUGUGGACGGCACUCGGUGUGAAUUAGACAUUCCACCUUCCUUCGGCUCCAUAGGCGCAUGUCUGAAAGGGAAAUGCCAGCUCUUCAGCUGUGAUGGUGUCCUGCUGUCCGAUAAAGUAAAUGACGUCUGUGGAGUUUGUGGUGGAGAUGGAUCAUCCUGCACUUUAACCUCAGAAUCCUUCACUGGUGGACUGGCAAAACACUAUACAACCUUUUUGGCAAUUCCUGUGAAUGCCACCCAAGUUCAUAUUAUAAACAGGGCCCCACUUUUCACACAUAUGGCUGUAAUGGUUGGAGGCCAGUACGUAGUGUCUGGUAAAGGAAACAUGGCUCUGAAUAUGACGUAUCCCUCUUUACUGGAUGAAAACCAUGUGGAAUACCGCCUACACUUGACCACUGACCUUUUACCAGAGAUGGAAGAGCUUCUUCUACCUGGGCCAGUGCAACAAGAAAUAUAUACACAAGUCUAUCGCAAAUAUGGCACAGAAUAUGGGGAAAAAACAAACCCAAACAUCUCCUACACAUUUUAUCUGCCAACACAUAACAAAUCUUCAUUAACCAGCAAACCGAAAGGCAAAUGGAUAGACUUUCUAACACCAUGCACUGUCUCUUGUGGUUUGGGAGUUCAGAAACAAAUAAUUGUAUGUGUGGAUCAAGAAACCAGUGAACACUUAAAACAUCAAUUCUGUGAUGGACCAAUGCCAUCUGACCCAGUUUCCACAACCUGCCAGCAACCACCAUGUCCUCCCAGGUGGGAAACAGAGAAUUUUGGGCCUUGUAGUUCAUUGUGUGGAGGAGGAAAGAGGAUACGUCCUGUAAGAUGUGUCCAAGAAAAUGGAAAUGAACUCUUGGGUCUACCAGAAUCUAAGUGCGGGCUUGAAACAGCGCCACCUGCUGUUGAUGAAUGUAAUAUGCAUCCUUGCCCCACCAGAUGGCAAGCCUCAGAGCCAGGACAGUGCUCAGUGUUGUGCGGGUCAGGGGAGGCUAAACGGGAGGUGCUCUGUGUCUGGGAGGAAGAUGGACGAGACAUCCAAGUGAAUGACAGUUUGUGUAUACAGCAGAAUCGGCCUCCCGACGUAGUUCCCUGUGUAACAAAUGUGUGCCCAGAAGAAUGGGAAUCUAAGGCAGAGCAGGACAAGCUCACUCUAAGUGUGGGUCUGAUGCCCCGGUCAAGGCCAGAUUCUGUAUAUGUGUGGAGUCCUGUACACAGCCAGUGCACUAAGACAUGUGGUAACGGCACUCUGCAGGUGUGGUUUGCCUGCGUAGAACUCCAAACGCAACUGAAUGUUCCAAAUUCCAACUGUGAUGCCUCAACUCAACCCCAUUCAUAUUCUGACACGUGCAGCUCAUCCCCAUGUCCUCCCAUGUGGCGCUCCAAGCAAGGCGUUUGCAGUGUGUCUUGUGGAGGUGGGGUAGCCAACCUGGUGCUGUACUGUGCAAUGCAGACAGAGAGGGGGGAGGUAGUUGUGGAUAAUAAAGAGUGCAAAGACUUUACAGAACCAAAAGCAGUGGUGGCCUGCAACACCCACAGCUGCCCAGCUAGAUGGAAGGUUUUACAGAUAAACGCCUGUUCAGUGUCUUGUGGAUUAGGAGUAGCUCAUAGGACAUUUUUGCCAGCCACCAUGGUCCCAUGUUUAUUGAAAGUAUGUUCAUUUGGAUGGGAAGUCAAGUCAUGGACCCAGUGUUCUGUGAGCUGUGGCUAUGGGAUCCAGUCCAGAGUUGUGUCAUGUGUAGGGCCCUCAAGUCCCGAACCAGUCAGCCCUCUGCUUUGUAUGCACAUGCCCAAACCCAUAACUAUUCAGAGCUGCAAUAUUGGCUGCCUCGACACGACACCUGCAGCAGUUGCCCAUCCUACAUCCAUAACUCCAACAAUACCAGCUAACCACACUGAAGAACCACGCCUCUCUCCAAGCAUAUGUGGGCAUUUGCUGUUGGGUGAAGCAGGAAUAAUAGAUCUAACUAAUGCAACAGGCCGAUGUAUGGUUUCAAUAGGGAGACCACUGGAUGAAGUCAUUCACAUCAAAGUGGAAUCUAGUUACUUAAAUUGCAGUAAAAGGGAGUAUGUGGCCUUUUUUGACCGUAUGUCAUUUGUAAGGAAGUGCAAAAAGGCUGCUAGUAGUGUGCUGACUACCAGAACUAAUGUCCUCUUGAUACGUCAAUAUUCACAAAGGAAGGGGAACGGUGUUAUUCUGACGUACAAAACAGAGAAAAGUAUAACGGAAAAUUACCACAGAGUAUGUGACGUGCAGCUAUUUGCUCCUAUGGGGAUAUUUGAGAAUCCAACCACCUUGAACAUCAACCAGACAUGCCGGGUUCUAAUCAAUGCUCCUCCCUCAGUAAAAAUCAGGAUUCAAGCGAAAUACAUAGGAUUAGUAUUCAAUUCCACCAACUUACAAUCUUCAUACAUUAUGAUCCGGGACAUGGAUGUCCUGAAGACUCGUGUGUUCAGUGGGCAGCAAUUGUUUUUUUGGCAGUCUUCUGGAAACAUGGCUGAAGUGGAAUUUCAUGGCAACUAUCUGCGUUCCAGUGGGACCUUUAGAGCUGAAUAUUUUUUUAUGGGUUCAUGA
Molecule: messenger RNA, 3990 nt
Organism: Knipowitschia caucasica
Lineage: Eukaryota; Metazoa; Chordata; Actinopteri; Gobiiformes; Gobiidae
Source: the annotation of a GenBank genome assembly